This is a messenger RNA of Sorghum bicolor (sorghum), 1722 nucleotides long. RefSeq lists its product as uncharacterized. The record is from RefSeq and is a predicted model, not a curated record. Lineage: Eukaryota; Viridiplantae; Streptophyta; Magnoliopsida; Poales; Poaceae. The transcript has a single exon. Bases 640 to 1047 code for a protein of 135 amino acids.
UAAGGUACAAAUAUACAGCAAAACUCACUCAAGUACAAUAAAAUUUUUUACAGAUUUCGCUACCUCAAACUUACACUUCACCAAAUACAGAGUUAAAAUCGAUUUAGUGAUACAAACCGUGGUCUUGAAACAUAACAGGAUUUGCAUUUGUUUUUUGUAAGGAUUUCAAACAGAAGUAAAACUUCAUUCCAAAGACCUUGCCAAUUGCCACAACUUUCCCCCAAAUAUAGUCCAGUGUCCUCACUACAUCUCCAUUCUGAUUUGAAUACCCUCAUUUCGCGUUAUUGUUUGGCAAACACAUGUAAAGCUCUUCUCCCCACUCCAUUCCCAACAUCUCCAGAAUGUAUAAACCAUUACGAAGUAAAAUAAUAGAGUUGUCUGUCUAUGAUAGAUGUGGGGCAAUAAUCAUAUAGGUUGAUAGAGACAAAGAUGUUCCCAUUGAAUUAAGUUUGGAUGUUGCAGAGAAAAAAAAAGUUCUGCUUAGAGCUAUACUUAGAAAAACCAAGGUCGCCAAGCGCGGUGGUGGUGUGCCAUUCCUUCCGGCUACACGCACUCCAGCAACCCUAGAUUUUCCUUGGAAACGCAGCAGCAAGAAACAUCAAACACACAUCGAUCGGCGCCUUUGCGCGUUCGUCGUGCAUGCGAUCCAUGGGUCGUCGUCGCCUCGGCACCGCGGCGCUCGUGGCCCUCGUCGUGGCUUGCCUCCUGUACUGCGGCGCGGCGGCCGCCGGCGCCGGGCCGACGACGACGGACCUCGGCGGGGCGCCGCUGCUGCGGGCGGCGCCGUGCGACGGGACGCUGGGGCAGGGCGCGGUGGGGAGCGAGGAGGAGCAGGAGGUGGGCGGUGGCGGCGACGCGCUCCUACGGCGGGCGCUGGCGGCGCGGCAGCCGACCAACCGGUACAUCAGCUUGUGCAGGUCGCCCACCUCCAUCGCCGCCCCGCCGAUGGAGGGCAGCCCGACGCGGUCCUCCACGGUCGGGGUCGGUUUUCUGCGAUACGGAGCUGCGAUACAUAUACGGAGUUACGGAGAUGACGCGCGAGGCUGAGGACGGAGAGUAGGGCGGAGAGUAGAGAUGUAAGGUCGUGAUCAUACUUUUAAUCUGGGCCGUCUAAUUUGUAUGACAUGUGUUGUAAGUCGUUGAUCUUGUAGGUGGGAUUUGUGUGGAGAAGAUUUCAAUUAUAGUAGAGAUGAGUAUAUACACAUACUUUUUUUGACAAAUGAGUAUAUGUAUACAUAGAUACAUGGAAGUAUCCUUGUAUAUGUAGAUACCUUUUCUUGGCAUACAUUAUUGCGAGCAUAUUAUUUACUACUAGUAUUUUAUCUCUCAGCUUGGAUUUGGUCGCUGAUGCACCGAAUGCUUCGUGAUCAUUGCAGCGAUCAACUAUGGACACGUGGACCGACCGACGAUGCAGGUGAUGCGCAAACGUAGCUUACUCGACGAGAUGCAAUCUGCUACCUGGUUCAUAAAGAAUACAAAAUCACACAGAAUUACUCUCAUGAUCCAAUGACGUAACUGAAUGGAGAUUAGAUGCAUAUUGUUAAUUUUUGGACAUGUACGCUAGCUGUGGCAGAUCUGAUUCAUUUACCUGCUUUGCCGGUGGCAAGUUGGUGCCGUCGGAGAGAUGCCAGCCUUGUAAACAUCGAACUGCCCGGUGAUGAAAAAAAGAACAGGUUUUGCCCUUUCUCAGAUUUAAUCUGCAUCAGAAAAUUGACAUUGCCC